AUGGGCUACUGGCCGAUUGUGCAUGGCAAGAAAUGGCGCGCGAAAAAAUACGAUCUAACUGAUCUGCUGAUCUACGCGGGCACAACAAGAGCAAUGCAAAUGUUUUUGACUAUUUACGUGGCAGAAGAUCAACGAAACGUCUCACGUCGUUUAAUUUACAUGCUGGGCUUUGAGGAUGCGAUUGAUGUGUUCAAAAGGCGUGAGUUCGAUUCGAUCCAGAGCGCGUCGGUGCAAAAUCUUUGA
This is a messenger RNA of Anisakis simplex (herring worm), 243 nucleotides long. The record is from the annotation of a GenBank genome assembly. Lineage: Eukaryota; Metazoa; Nematoda; Chromadorea; Rhabditida; Anisakidae.